AUUAUUUAUUUGUCCUGUGCUUUUACACAAAAAGCCCGGGGUUUCUUUUUCUUUUUCUGUCAGUGGGAUUAAACUCGCCUUUUCUGGAAAACGAGUACAGAGGUAAAGAACGCCAUGUUGACACGACAACGCCAACUGGGAGGCCAAAUAUCACCUGGGAUAACGUUAUUCCCUCAAUUUUUGUUACGUUAUCACAAUCAACGAUCAAUCGACUCAAGCCAACUUUGUCUGAAGAAAAGACGAGGUCGAAACAGCUGAUCAAUCAUACUUUCACCGCCAUUCUAGCAAAUUCAACGGUUAUAAAGCCUCGGAUAAUUAUUUUCCCAUUGUGAAGAGCAGUUUACUAAUUUACGUUAAUUCAAUUAAUUGUGUGGGUGUGAUAAUUAUUGCAAUGCAGCUGAUGCGAAAAGUUCAAGCAAUUGUCUUUUGCUAACGAUGGGCCUACCUUCAGGCUAAUUUAGCAGUGUUAGCUUGUUGGCUAAUGUGAUUAACUAGCACAGUUGGCAAGAGGAAGGCUAGGCUAAUGGCUAAUGGUUUUGUUGAUGGUAAUUUGCUAUUCUUUAUCAAUCACCAUCGCUACAUUAUCGAAUUAUAUGUAGCGUUAACUAACACCGUCAGACCAGAUUGAUGAAUGCUAUUUGAUCAUUAUGGGCUUUUAAAUAAUUUUAUCAUCCGUUUAAUCCAGUGUAGCUAACGCUAAUCGUGUUGCCAACGUGAAGCAAUUUGUGCUCUACGCACUUUUCGGUUUUACUCAAGUCAUCGUCUUUCUAUCUAAAUAGCACUGGGAAGAAAGUUUAUUUUGACCCCCGAACAUCCUUAAAUUAUUACAUUUUCUUCCACAAAUUUCCUUAAUGAUAACUGUGUUCAAAAUGUUGUUUUUUGAAACUUUGCGACUAAUCCGUGUUGUAGCCCGUUACAUUUGCUAGCGUUUUAAACGCAUUUAUGCUGCUUGUCGAUCAUGAAUAUUUGUGUCUAACAUAUCACUUAUUAUUCACAGUCGUGCCCACACUGACUCGUCCCAAACAUCCACAGAAGUCCCCCCAAAAAUGUGCAAAACGUCUGCAAAGCAUCCCAGAAGUGUUUAAAGUCAAACACAAAGCUCCCUUUAUCCACAGUCCCCAGUUGGCAAAAUUGCUGUAUGUUACUCAGUUGGCCCCAAUUCCAAAACUCACAGACCCCACUAGUGUCCCUAAAAGGUUAGCGACAAACCUUUUUCAAUGGUUUUGAGUGCAAAAUGUGAAGAAAACCUGUCACAGCCAGAGGAUGGAGAGCUGGAGGAGGGAGAGUUGGAAGAUGAUGGGGGAGAUGUGGAGCAGGGAGAAACAGGUGGAGGUAUUUCCGCAGUUUUAGGAGGUGGAGACGGGGGCGAUGAAGCAGGCGGAGGAGGUGAAGCAGCAGGGGAAGGAGCCGAGGAUCGGCGACGGCGAAGCAGGGAGGCCCACGCCAGCAGCAAUUCGGACGAUGAGAGAGCCCACCGUCGCAAGAGGAAGAGGAAGAAAGAGAAGGAGCGAGAGCGGGAGAAGAGGAGGUCCAAGAAGAAACGCAAAUCCAAACAUAAACGUCAUGCAUCCUCUGAUGACGACCACUCGGACUUCAGUGAUGACUCUGACUACAGUCCCAGUGAGAAGAGGAAGUAUAGAGAGUACAGUCCACAGUACCCCCCUCCGUCUCAUGGGGGUUACGGCGGCUCGAAGAAAGGCAGCUAUAUGAAGAUGGAAAAGCAGAGCUAUGGAGGCUAUGAUGACUAUGAAGAGGACAAUUACGAAGGUGAGGAAGAAGAGGAGAUGGGGGAUGAAGAAUAUGACGACUUCACUAAGGAGCUCAACCAGUAUCGCAAGGCUAAGGAGGGAGGAGGUGGCCGGGGAAGAGGCGGUAAAGGUCGUAUGAAGAACCAGAGAGGUCGAGGAGGAAUGAGGGGAGGGAGGAGAGGAAGAGGGGGAAGCAGAGGAAGAGGAGGUCGGGGAGGAGGAAAGAUGGGAGGAGACAACGACGAUGGAGACGGCUAUGGAGAAGAGAUGGAGUAUGGAGAAGAUGACUACGACAACAUGGGGGAAGAUGACUACGAUGACUACUCAAAAGAACUCAACCAGUACAAGAAGUGCAAAGAUAGAGGCAGAGGAGGUAAAGGUGGCCGCGGGCGAGGGAGGGGUAAAGGUGGCCGUGGUAUGAUAAGAGGAGGACGAGGCCGAAACCGCGGCAGAGGAAGAGGUGACAUGGGGAUGGAUGACGACAACAACGGCGACAUGGACAACGGGGAUGGAGGUGGAGGAGGCGAUGGAGGAGGACUCGGUAGAAGGAAUCUUAAUGAAAAGCACCAGGAUAAAAAAGGGAAGGCCAUCUGCAAGUACUAUAUCGAGGGGAGGUGCACCUGGGGUGACCACUGUAACUUCAGCCAUGACAUUGAGCUGCCCAAGAAGAAGGAGCUGUGCAAGUUCUACAUCACUGGAUUUUGUGCCCGAGCCGACCACUGUCCCUACAUGCAUGGCGAAUUCCCCUGUAAGCUGUUCCACACCACAGGGAACUGUGUCAAUAACGAUGAGUGCAUGUUCUCCCAUGAAGCACUCAAUGAUGACACGCAGGAGCUGCUCAACAAGAUGCUGGCAGAGGAUGCAGAAGCUGGAGCGGAGGAUGAGAAGGAGGUUGAGGAGCUGAAGAAGCAGGGCAUCAAUCCGCUCCCGAAACCUCCUCCUGGAGUUGGCCUCCUCCCCACCCCUCCUCGACCUGUUCCUAUAGAUGCAAACACGGGGGCUGGGGAUUUUGGUGGACCUCCACCGGGUGACUUUGGGGGACUUCCUGGACCUAACCAGGGGCCAAUGCCCAGCAAAGGUCCCCCAGGACCAGGACCAGGGCCUGUUCCUGUGCCCAACCCCUGUGCUGGUCCCCCUGUGCUGGGCCCUGAAGGAAUUCCCUUCCAAGGUGGGCCCCCAAAUCCCAACCUCCCUCCUCCUCCCCAUAUGGGCCCCCCACCCCCUUGUGGUGGAGGGGGAGGUGGCGCAGGGAAGAAGAUCCCCUCAUUGUUUGAGAUUAAAGUUCAGCCGACAGGACAGCUCGCUCAGAAACUGGCCGUCAGGAGCCAGACUCCCAGUGCUACCCCGGGUGGGGCUUCAUCUCCUGGACCCCCAGGGGCCCCUGGUGCCCCUCCCACCCGGUUCCCUGCCCCGCCAGGCAUGAUGCCCCCUGACAUGCAGAACAUGGGCCCCAACCUUGGGAUGAACCAGGGGCCCCCCAACAUGGGCCCUGGUGGACCGCCCAUGAUGGGAGGAUUUUCACCAGGUGAUGGCCCUCCACAUGGGGGUGCUAUGCCUCCAUGUCCUCAGGGUGGAGGAAACUUCUUCAACAACUUCUUCAAUCAGCAGGACGGUAUGGCGAUGGAGGGAGUGGUGCAAGAAGGUGACAACUACCAGGGAUUUUCUGGCAUGGAUGAGAGAGGAGGAGCAGGGAAUUUUGGUAACCAGUCAGGUGGCCAAGAUGGCUCUGCUAAUGGAGCAUCAGCCAAUCAGGGAGGGAUUUCUGUGCCUGACUUUCUGCCUCCAGCACAGCGUGUCCUGUUCAUGAGGAUCCAACAGAAGCAGCAGGAAGAAGAAGAAAGAGCUCGCAGGAUGGCCGAGGGAGGAGCAGAGAAGAGUAGAGACACUGAAGGUGACUCAGGGAACUGGUACUCCAGUGAGGAUGAAGAUGGCGGUGGUAGUGUGACCUCCAUCUUGAAGACCCUCCGUCAACAGACCCAGGUGCCUCAAAAAUCUGACGGCCCUCCAAGUGACCCUCGCCUCCAGAAAGCCUCACCGGCCAGUGCUCUGGCUCGGCCAGCAGACCCCCGCCUGGCCCGGGACCCGCGCCUGGCGCGUGCUACAGACUCUCAACUCUCCGACUCCACCCACUCUAUGCCUGCUUUAUCUUCCUCUGGACCGCCUGCAGACCCCAGGUUAGCCCGGCUAACAGCUGCUGCAUCAGCUGGAUCGACGUCCCUCUCACCCCCUGCUGCUAAACCAGAGCCUCCUCUGGUCUACAAGCCCCCGCCCCUCACAGCUCCAGCAGCGGAGGAGGAGGAGACAGAGCGAGUUCUGCGUGACAAGCCGGUGCCGAUUCCUCUGGACCCGCUCAUGGGUAUGGCUCUGAGAGACCCUCGCUCACAGCUGCAGCAGUUCAGCCACAUCAAGAAAGACAUCCUACUUCACAUGCCGGCCUUCUCUAAAGCCAUCACCUGGUCACCUGAAGAUCUCCUUCCCCUUCCUAUCCCCAAACAGGACCUCCUUCCACUCCCACCGGGCAUCCCAUCUGUCUCCUCCAUAGACCCCCGUCUGUCUCGUGCUCAGCAGCAGCACCACACAUCACUUUCUCACUCACAGCCUCCCCCUGUACAGCCUCCUCCCUCCUCGGACCCCCCUGCUCCCUCAUCAUCCACGUCCUCCCUCCCAGACUUUGAGCUGCUGUCUCGUAUCUUGAAGACUGUCAACUCCAGUCCGUCCCAGACGCCCUCCCCUCCUCUCGUACCCACCCCUUCUGCCCCUGUGGCUCUACUGAGCGCACCUCCCCCAGUGCCUCCUGCACCGGCAGAAAAGCCAGUAGACCCCCGUGUUGCCCGUAAAGUCCCCACAGACCCCCGUCUCCAGCCUCAGAAGUCUGCAUUGAAGCAACCAUCCGAUCCCACUCCUCCUCCUGCCUCCUCUACCUCUCCAGCAACAACAUCCAGCUCCUCUCCUCCUACAAUUGCACCCUACGACCCCAGGCUGCUCUCCUCAGGUGGGGCAGGGCGUGGUGUGGGAGCUGGGGCACCAGGGGGAGCCAGCGUCCUAAGCAGCAUUAGUCUGUAUGACCCUCGGACUAACAAACCAGGCAGCCCUGGUACCAGCAGUGGUUCUAACAACUCCCCCAACUCAGCCAGCACAGAGUCCAAGCCCAGUGAGCCCACAACGACUAAACCCAAGUCAAAAGAGCCCCUGUUUGUUCGGAAGUCUGCGUUGGACCAACCAGAGCCAGAGAAAAGUUCAGAGCAAGGGACUGAUCGGUACAACAGCUAUAACAGGCCCAGGCCCAAGCCCGCACCCUCGCCUAACUCAACAGCUCAGGGAGGGCCCGCUGCAGCCGGGGCCGCCGCAGCUGGAGGUCAGGGUGCUCCUGGAGCUGUUGGGGAUCAGGGGCCCGCUGGAGUCCACAACCUACCAGUUUCCUCCCUGUUUGGCGUUGUGAAGCAGGCGGGCAAACCAGGUGGGACAGGUAGCCCUUUUGGAGGCAACAGCCCGGUGCAGUCCGAGCAGACGACCACAGAGCAGGACAACGCCUCGCUGAAGGAGGUUUUCAAAGGCUUUGACCCCACAGCCUCCCCCUUCUGCCAGUGACCCCCCGAACAUGAACCAAAAGCUCAUCAUGUGGUCAGCCGUUGGCUUGUUAUAGCAUUUUUGGACGCUGAGCAGAUCAGUGAGGAGAAAGUGAAGCGCACUGAGGCAACUGCUUGCAAGACUGGUGAAGAAGACAAACUUUUGUGAACAAACUGUCACAGGACAUGUUUCUCACACUCACACACACAAACACACACUUUACCGCAUUGUUGCAGAUUAAUAUUCUAUAAAAGACUCUUGGGUUAUGGGAAGGGUUUAAAGUUAAAUCUCUAAAGCUCUAUUUUAAACAGAUGUAUUGAUGUAUAAAUAAAUGUAUUCUCUUCAUCUCAAUGCUUAAUGAAAACAGUUAUUCAGACAGCAGCAAGAACACAUUUCUAUGAACAUUUUAGCUUCAUCUUUUUCCAUUUCAGCUCCUCUGCCCAUUUUUUUUCUCUACAGUUUCUCCUCAUCUGUAAACCGUUUGACGUGUUUGUUUUUUUGGGCAACUCUCUUGGCAACACAUGAAAAGAUGGGACACAUCUCCAGAUAUUGCUUAUUUGUGGUGUUUUUGUAAUCAAAUGAGGAAACUCCUUCAACACUGUUGCCCAUCAGAAACAAAUCACCCUCUUUAUCACUGCCUUUGUGACACUGUCCUCUAUAACCUGCUUUAACAAACUGUUUAUUUUUGUCAAACCAUAGCAUUCAUUUUUGUCAUUAUGAGUCACCAUGUCUGCAGAAACAAAUACCUGAACAUAAAUCUAUAUUCUGUUUUUUUUAGUAUUUAUUUUUCUACUUCUUUGCACUGUCAGUUUGUCCUCUGAGGGCUGUAUUAAUGUUUUUAAUGUCUGUAGCUCCUCCACCUGUUCAUAUACUGUUUCAUUUCAUGUGUUGAGCUCUUACCCACAGCAGGUAACUUUAUGACCUGUGACCUCUUUGUACUGCCUCUCUAACCACUAAUCCACUAUACACCCCAUUUGUCAACUUUCACCUGAACACUUUGUGUAAUCGGUUUGUGAAAAUGGAGAGUUGUUGAUUCAUAAAUGACAGCUUCUUUAAGGUAGAAGAGAUGUAAAACAGACCUCGCUGGUUGACAGAACACACCCCGACGUCCCUCUCAACGGGCAGAUUUUAGCUGGAUGGUGGUUAGCCAUAGCAUCUGCUGAAAAGUUGAUUUCACCUCGAUCAGAUGGGGACACACUGAGUUAAGAGUUCAUCAUGCAUUGAGCUUUUAGUUUGGUUGUUUUAUUAAGUGUGUUAGUUCAGAAUCAGAAGAGAACCGACAGGACAUCACUGCAGAUAGAACGACAUGUUUUGCAGCCUUACAGUGUAAACGUAUCAGCUUUUGACUCCAGUGGCUGGUGACAGUGUGACAAUCAUAAACUAGACUUGGACCUAAAAUUCAGUUAAUGCAUGAAUCUUGCAUUGUUCUGUGCAUUAGAGGGGUUCACUCCACUGCACAGAUUCAAAUUUAAGAAGUGCACACUUCAUGGUGGAAAAGGAGGAUGGAUUAACAGUUGUGUCAGAUGUUUAAAUAUUGUCUUCAUGACCUCCCUUCUUAGUUUCUUCCCCUCAGAUUAAACAGUUGAAGUCAGAGUUUUGUACGGCGUCUGAAUCAGGGUGAGGAUAAGCAAGUGAUGUCACUGCUCGGCUUGUUUGAAAAUCUUUGAACGUGGGGUCACUGCAGAGGAGCAUAUAUGAGUUUUUCACUUCCGGAAGGUUAAGAUUGUACAACAGCUGUCAGGAUUGUUGACCGUCUUGUGUAUAAAUGUUGAUCAUUUUAAUUUAUUUUUUUAUACUUGGGUAAAUAUACUUCCUCACUUUACAUUUUUUGAACUGAAUCAUUUUAUAUGCCAGGAAUAUGUGAUUAUCGCUCACUUGCUACAAGAUUAGCGGGACAUUGGCAGCCUGUGACAGUGUGAAAAGAGGAGAAAGACGUAUUUUUAUUUGGUUUUGUGUAUAAAGAUUCAAACUAACAAAAAAAAAAUCACCUUAACUCGCUCCUGCCAGGUUGUGAGAAAGCCUGUUAGGAGGCCGAGUUCCAGCUUAUAGGAAGUGUGAAACUUAUUGUUGAUUUGUUCUUUCCUUCAUGGCUUUGUUGUUUUAUAAGUUAGUUUUUUUUUUCUUGCUCUGUAAAUUUGACCAGUAUCCUGUCUUUGGAGGAGUUUUCUAACUGUACACUGUAGGUGAGGUUGUCAAAGUAUUUAAAUAAAGUUGAUACAUGAUCAACCAGUUAAAA
Messenger RNA from Acanthopagrus latus (yellowfin seabream), 7551 nucleotides. RefSeq names its product zinc finger CCCH-type containing 4 (gene zc3h4). Gene Ontology annotation, cellular component: nucleus. The transcript is spliced from 14 exons. Bases 1218 to 5336 code for a protein of 1372 amino acids. Gene Ontology annotation, biological process: negative regulation of DNA-templated transcription. The record is from RefSeq and is a predicted model, not a curated record. Lineage: Eukaryota; Metazoa; Chordata; Actinopteri; Spariformes; Sparidae. Gene Ontology annotation, molecular function: RNA binding; metal ion binding.